UUCCUACUCAAAGCAACGAGUCAAAGAUAUGGAAUAGUAUCAGUCUCUAAUGGGAGUGUAGUUAACAGUUAAAGGUUGUAAUUUCAGAGAUAAAAAGAUUUGUUUUUUCUUUUGUUAAGAAAAAGGGUGUUUCUUUGAUGAGUUUUGGAGAAUUUCUCGAUAACAGCUCCGGUGGACUCUUCGGGUUUGCAAGGAUAGUCGCCGACAUGUCUUUUAGCAGCAACAUGCUCUCUCCUUCUCUUCCUAAGAACAUAUUCAACUCUCCAGGCCUCUCUCUUGCUCUUCAACCGAGUACAGAUAAUCGAGGAGAUGGGAUUCGAAUGGGUGAGAAUUUCGAAGCAAGUUUUGGGAGAAGAAGCAGAGAAGAACAACAAGAGAGCAGGCCUGGAAGUGAUAACAUCGACGGCGUUUCGGGUGACGAUGAAGACGCCGCCGACAACCGUCCGAGGAAGAAGAGAUACCACCGACACACUCCUCAGCAAAUCCAAGAGCUUGAAGCUCUCUUUAAGGAGUGUCCUCAUCCCGAUGAGAAACAACGAUUGGAGCUUAGCAAAAGGCUUUGCUUAGAAACCAGACAGGUCAAGUUUUGGUUCCAAAAUCGCCGUACACAAAUGAAGACUCAAUUGGAACGCCAUGAGAACUCUUUGCUGAGGCAAGAGAACGACAAGCUUCGAGCUGAGAACAUGUCUAUUAGGGAUGCUAUGAGGAACCCGAUUUGCACCAACUGCGGCGGUCCGGCAAUUAUCGGCGACAUAUCUCUCGAAGAGCAACAUCUUAGAAUCGAAAACGCUCGUUUGAAGGGCGAGUUAGAUCGAGUCUGUGCACUCGCCGGCAAGUUUUUGGGGCGACCCAUUUCAUCACUAGCCACUUCAAUUACACCUUUAAUGCCAAACUCGAAUCUGGAACUAGGAGUUGGUAGCGAUGGCUUUGAUGGUUUAAGCACCGUGGCUACAACAUUGCCUUUGGGUCCUGAUUUCAGCGGUGGGGUGACGAAUUCAUUGCCGGUGGUUUCACCGUCUACAACCGGACUCGACCGAUCCGUCGAAAGAUCCAUGCUUUUGGAACUGGCAUUGGCUGCAAUGGAUGAAUUGGUUAAGAUGGCUCAGACUGAUGAACCUCUUUGGAUUAAGAGGUUGGAAGGUGGAAGAGAAAUACUGAACCAUGAUGAAUACUCUAGAACAUUUUCUCCUUGCAUCGGCAUUAAACCCAUCGGCUACGUCUCCGAGGCAUCCAGAGAGAUGGGCAUGGUGAUUAUCAACAGUUUGGCCCUUGUUGAAACCUUGAUGGACUCGAAUCGUUGGGCGGAGAUGUUUCCUUGUAUGAUUGCUAGUUCAUCUACUACUGAUGUGAUAUCUAGUGGCAUGGGAGGGACCAGAAAUGGUGCAAUUCAACUGAUGCAUGCUGAGCUGCAAGUACUUUCUCCAUUGGUCCCAGUCCGUGAGGUCAAUUUCCUAAGGUUUUGCAAGCAACAUGCCGAAGGUGUUUGGGCGGUGGUCGACGUGUCUGUAGACACCAUCCGGGAUACUUCCGGUGCACCGACAACAUUGGUAAACUGCCGGAGACUUCCUUCCGGUUGUGUUGUGCAAGAUAUGCCUAAUGGAUAUUCCAAGGUUACAUGGGUUGAACAUGCAGAAUACGACGAGAGCCUAAUUCACCAACUCUACCGGCCUUUACUAAGCUCCGGCAUGGCCUUUGGUGCCCAACGUUGGGUCGCCACCCUUCAACGGCAAUGCGAAUGCCUUGCUAUCCUCAUGUCCUCCACUGUUCCCACAGGAGACCAUACUGCUAUAACUGCAAGUGGGAGGCGAAGCAUGUUAAAGCUAGCGCAGAGGAUGACUGAUAAUUUCUGUGCCGGAGUGUGUGCAUCGACGGUUCACAUAUGGAACAAGCUAAACGCCGGGAACGUUGACGAAGACGUUAGGGUCAUGACGAGGAAGAGCGUCAACGACCCCGGUGAGCCGCCGGGGAUCGUUCUGAGCGCUGCUACUUCGGUGUGGUUACCGGUGUCACCCCAGAGACUGUUCAAUUUCCUGCGUGAUGAAGGGCUUAGGAGCGAGUGGGACAUUCUGUCCAACGGUGGUCCCAUGCAAGAGAUUGCCCACAUCGCCAAAGGCCGUAAUCAAGGCAACUGCGUCUCCCUCCUCCGAUCCAGCGCAAUGAAUGCAAACCAGAGCAGCAUGUUAAUACUGCAGGAGACAUGCAUAGACGCGGCGGGUUCGCUUGUUGUGUACGCGCCCGUUGACAUUCCGGCCAUGCACCUCGUCAUGAACGGCGGUGAUUCCUCUUACGUGGCGUUACUCCCUUCCGGUUUUGCUGUCAGCCCGGAUGGUCCAGGAUGUCGUGGGCCCGUCUGUGAUGGUCAUAUUAGCGGGAAUGGCGGGGAGUCACAGAGGGUGGGUGGGUCCCUUCUCACGGUGGCUUUUCAGAUUUUGGUCAACAGUUUACCGACGGCCCAGCUUACGUUGGAAUCGGUGGAAACGGUUAAUAAUCUCAUCUCGUGCACCGUACAAAAGAUCAAAGCCGCCCUUCAGUGCGAAAGCUGAUUUGCGGGUUUAUUAAUUUGACAUGCGUCGUAUUUAGUUGUGACUCGGUGAGUUGAGGGGUGUUGAGUCAAGAACGAACCUCUCGUGGAGACUCCUUGCAUGGUUGGCUGAGUCGGUGCAGCAUGUGGCAAGGAUGGCGGUUCGGGUAUUGACUCAGGUCGACCCUUUCGAGAUGGGUGGAAUGGAAAAAGGUCGAAAGCCAUUUUGUAUUGAUUUGUCACAGUUAGGGUUUUUUUUUUGGGAAAACUUUGCUAAACUAAUGAAUGUAUUCAUUUCAAAGAGGGGGUGGCGAAUGAGCGCGUAGGAAUGACGCGCAGCCGAUGAAAGUGAGAAUGGUGACGUGCGUGGGCAAUGAAUAUGGCGUUGCUUUCAUCUAAUGUAACGGGGAGGGAAUUACGUGGAGAAGUGAAUAAAGCAGAGACUGGGUGUUUGAGGGACAAGGGUUGCUUUGGAUUAUAAUGCCAAGGGAUCUGUAUGGUUGAUUGCUUUGACGAUGAAUCUGUUCAUCAGGGGUUGCUUUUCAAACCUAAAUUCAUACCCCAUUCCCCUUUCACACUGUUUAUUAUUGGACGGAGAUUGUGGUAUACCUAAACCAACAUAUUUUCAAGCC
Messenger RNA from Hibiscus syriacus, 3153 nucleotides. Its product is annotated as homeobox-leucine zipper protein ANTHOCYANINLESS 2-like. Gene Ontology annotation, biological process: regulation of DNA-templated transcription. Lineage: Eukaryota; Viridiplantae; Streptophyta; Magnoliopsida; Malvales; Malvaceae. The record is from RefSeq and is a predicted model, not a curated record. The coding region runs from base 138 to 2543 and encodes 801 amino acids. The transcript has 9 exons. Gene Ontology annotation, molecular function: DNA binding; DNA-binding transcription factor activity, RNA polymerase II-specific; lipid binding.